Molecule: messenger RNA, 1500 nt
Organism: Fibroporia radiculosa
Lineage: Eukaryota; Fungi; Basidiomycota; Agaricomycetes; Polyporales; Fibroporiaceae
Exons: 12
Coding region: 1-1500 (499 amino acids)
Biological process (GO): UDP-alpha-D-glucose metabolic process; glycogen metabolic process
Cellular component (GO): cytoplasm
Molecular function (GO): UTP:glucose-1-phosphate uridylyltransferase activity
Source: RefSeq, a predicted model, not a curated record
AUGGUACAACUAUCUGCGGUUAUUCACAAAAUAUGUCAUCGGCGUAAACAGCACUUCAAGAGUGCGACCACCGGUGUUGCGACGAAGAACAUGCGCAAUGAACUUAAUCGAUUAGUGAACACCGUGUCAGAUUAUCACACUAAGAAGGCAUUUGACACGGAGAUGCAGUCGUUCUUUUAUCUCUUCACUCGUUAUCUCGCCGAGAAGGCGCAGAACAAGGAGCUCGACUGGGAUCGCAUCAAAUCCCCUGCUGCCGACCAAAUCGUCUCAUACGACCGAUUACCUACUAACCCGGACCCGAAGAUGUUGAACAAGCUCGCAGUACUUAAGGUAAAUGGAGGCCUUGGUACUUCCAUGGGCAUGACUGGUGCCAAAUCCGCGCUCGAGGUCAAAGACGACAUGACGUUCCUUGAUCUCACUGUGCGCCAGAUUGAGCACCUAAACACGACUCAUCGCGUAGAUGUACCACUCAUUCUCAUGACGUCGUUCAACACGCACGAAGACACGUUGAGGAUUAUCAAAAAGUAUGCUAAUCAGCAGCUGCGCAUAACCACCUUCAAUCAAAGCCGAUACCCGCGUAUCUUCAAGGAGUCUCUCAUGCCGUGCCCGAAAUCAGCUAAUGACGAUAAGAGCAAGUGGUACCCGCCUGGCCACGGCGAUCUGUACAAUGCCCUUCUCCAUUCAGGCGUGCUGGACCAGCUGCUUGCCGAAGGCAAGGAGUAUCUGUUUGUGUCUAACUCGGAUAACCUGGGCGCCGUCGUGGACCAGAACAUUCUCCAACACAUGGUCGACUCCCAGGCGGAGUUCAUCAUGGAGGUCACGGACAAGACAAAAGCAGAUGUCAAGGGCGGGACUCUCAUCGAUUACGAGGGUAACGUGCAGUUGCUCGAAAUUGCGCAAGUACCUUCAGAGCAUGUUGAAGACUUCAAGUCUGUCCGCAAGUUCAAGAUCUUCAACACGAAUAAUCUAUGGAUUAAUCUGAAAGCAUUGAAACGAGUCAUGGAGAAUGAGGGCAUGGAGCUAGAGAUAAUCGUCAAUCCCAAGACAGCUGACGAUGGCCAAGCCGUCAUCCAGCUCGAGACCGCCGCUGGUGCUGCGAUCAAGCACUUCCGGAACGCACACGGUGUGAACGUCCCUCGUUCGCGCUUCUUGCCUGUGAAGAGCUGUUCGGACCUGCUUCUGAUCAAGAGCGAUAUCUAUUCGCUCCAGCACGGACAACUCGUUAUUAACGAGAACCGGAUGUUCGAGACGACACCCGUCAUCAAGCUCGGUGACCACUUCAAGAAGAUCGCUCAAUUCCAGAAGCGGUUCAAAAAAAUACCCACUAUCAUCGAGUUGGACCAUCUAACAGUGACAGGCGACGUCAACUUUGGCCGAAAUGUGACUCUUCGUGGGACUGUGAUCAUUGUUGCCAACGAGGGCCAACGCAUCGAUAUACCAGAUGGUUGCGUCCUAGAGAAUAGGCUACUCUCCGGAAACUUGACAAUGACAGAGCUGUAA